AUGGCGGCUCUCACUAUCAACUCGAAGAUUCGUAUGAAUUCUGGUUAUGAGAUUCCGAGGUUGGGAUAUGGUGUAUGUACCUGAUCAUCUGAUUUUGGGGAUUUGUUUGACUGAUUUGUUGGUUUAGGUUUAUCAAACGUGAGUCCUUGGGAGCCUUGAGAUUAAAUUGAGUUGAGAUUAAUUCUUUGAAGACCAGCGGAUGUAACGGAGGAUGUUGUCACGAAAGCGUUUGAAGCUGGGUAUACUCACGUAAGUCAUAACUUCUCAUUCACAUUCAACUCAUUCCAUUUUCAAAUGGUUGCCCUUCCAUUCGCGAGGGAAUAAGCGAGGCCAUGCAUCUAUCCUCGAACACUCCCUCACAUAUUCAAACAAAACCCAACCCAUCCCAAAAACAAACCAAACCAUCAACUAACCCCCCCAGAUCGACUGCGCAGUAGUCUACCGCAACGAACAACCCUGCGGCCUCGCAAUCUCCAAAUCCUCCCUCCCCCGAUCCUCCAUCUUCUUCACCUCAAAGGUAAUGGCCCGCCCCCUCUCCUACAACGUCGCCAAAACGCAACUCGCCUCCACCCUCAAGAACACCGGACUCGAAUACCUCGACCUCUUGCUCCUGCACUCCCCCUAUGGGGGUCGCGAAGGACGAAAAGGGGCUUGGAAAGCAUUAGUCGAGGCGCAAGAGGAAGGCAAGGUCCGCAGUAUUGGCGUGAGUAACUUUGGACGCCAUCAUUUGGAGGAAUUGGAGGAGAUUAUUAAGGAGUUGGAGGAGGAGAGGGGGGUAGGGAGGGGUGGGAAGGUGGAUGUUGGGCAGUAUGAGAUUCAUCCUUGGUUGAGACAUAGGGAUAUUGUUGAGUGGUGUGAUAAGCACGGGGUGGUUGUCGAGGUAUGUUUCCUUCUCUCCCCCUUUCCCACUUCCCACUUCCCUCAUCCUCCCCCCUAAGCACCUCUUUACCCCACAUCACCCAACCCACAAAACCUAACAACACAGGCCUACUGCCCCCUAACCCAAGCCCAACGCCUCACCUCCCCCCUCCUCCACCCCCUCGCAAAAAAAUACAACAAGACCCCCGCACAAAUCCUCCUCCGCUGGAGUCUACAAAAGGGCUUCGUGCCCCUCCCGAAAAGCGUCACGCCCACGCGGAUUAUAGAGAACGCGCAGUUGUAUGAUUUUGAGUUGACGGAGGGGGAUAUGGAGACGCUGGAGAUGGAUGAGUAUCAGGUGAUGUGUGGUUGGGAUCCGACGGUUGCGAGGUUGGAGGAUUAGAUCGGUGAUGGGAUGACUUGGGUAAUGGGAUGAGAGGGGUGUUUGGACAGGGUAUCGCGUGUUAGGGUUUUAAGUAGGGGAGGGAGAGAGAGAGAGAGAGUAAUAUACAAAAAAGUCACUCGUUA
Hymenoscyphus albidus is the source of this 1386-nucleotide messenger RNA. NCBI's taxonomy places the organism in Eukaryota, Fungi, Ascomycota, Leotiomycetes, Helotiales, Helotiaceae. The record is from the annotation of a GenBank genome assembly.